GUGCUUCGCAGUAGCUUGAGGAGUGACAUUCUGACUUGACUGCUUUUUUACUCCGCGUCCAAUCUUAUUCAUUUACGUGGCGGAUACCUAGUAUUCAACAUUUGGGCAACAUGUGCGGAAUCUUCGCAUACCUAAAUUACCUGACUCCGAAGAGCAGGAAAGAAAUUCUGGAGCUGUUGGUCGGCGGAUUGAAGCGCCUGGAAUACAGAGGCUACGAUUCAGCCGGUGUCGCCCUUGACAGCGUCGACGGCAAGGAUAUCUCGAUUAUUAAAAAACAGGGGAAGGUCAAGGCUCUCGAAGAGGAGAUAUUUUAUCGUACCAAUAUCGACUUCGAGUCGAAGACGUACAGUCAUGUGGGGAUCGCUCACACGCGUUGGGCAACGCAUGGUGUUCCUUCCGAAGUGAAUUCGCAUCCGCAGAGGUCUGACAGCGAGCAUGCUUUUGUGGUUGUGCAUAAUGGUAUUGUAACCAACUAUAAAGAAGUGAAGACAUUGCUACAGCAGAGGGGUUACAUCUUCGAGAGUGAAACCGAUACUGAAGUAAUCGCGAAGCUUAUUCACCAUUUGUGGGUCCAGCAUCCUGGUUACUCGUUUCGGGAACUCGUUGAGCAAGUUGUUCAACAGUUGGAAGGCGCUUUUGCUCUGUGCUUUAAAAGCAAGUACUUUCCAGGAGAGUGCGUAGCUACGAGAAGAGGAUCGCCCCUUUUAGUGGGUAUUAAAACGAAAACAAGAUUGGCCACCGAUCACGUGCCUAUUCUGUAUGGAAAAGAUGAACCUCCAUGCGUAAACAAAGAAGGUGAAGCGCCAACUAAAGAUCACCGUCCACAUGGCCGCACUGCAGAACUUCCGGUGAUACCGCGUAGCGAAAGCACGUCCGAGUUCCAACCCCUUGAAGACAAAGAAGUGGAGUACUUCUUCGCUUCUGACGCCAGUGCCGUCAUCGAGCACACAAAUCGUGUGAUAUUCCUCGAGGAUGACGACGUUGCCGCAGUGAAAGAGGGUGCACUCAGCAUUCAUCGACUUCGUCGAUGCAUGGAUGAUCCCCAUGCUAGGGAGAUCACUACUCUUAAGAUGGAGAUCCAGCAAAUUAUGAAAGGCAACUAUGAGUAUUUCAUGCAAAAAGAAAUCUUUGAACAACCCGAGUCGGUGGUGAACACUAUGAGGGGUCGUUUGAACUUCCGAGAUAAUUCGGUUACUUUAGGAGGGAUUAAGGUGAGUUCGGAUUACAUUCCCGAGAUCAAGAGGUGCAGACGUCUGAUGUUGAUCGGAUGUGGAACGAGCUACCAUUCCGCAAUCGCAACCAGACAGCUCUUAGAAGAACUAACUGAACUGCCAGUGAUGGUUGAAUUGGCCUCUGAUUUCUUAGAUAGGAACACACCGGUGUUCAGGGACGAUGUCUGUUUCUUCAUCUCGCAGUCUGGAGAGACUGCGGAUACACUGAUGGCUCUGCGUUAUUGCAAAGGCCGCGGCGCUCUAAUUGUUGGUAUUACCAACACGGUCGGUAGCAGCAUCUGUCGUGAGUCACACUGUGGUGUUCAUAUCAAUGCUGGACCAGAAAUAGGUGUGGCCAGCACAAAGGCCUACACUUCGCAGUUCAUUUCGCUUGUUAUGUUUGCCCUGGUUAUGAGCGAGGACAGAAUCUCUCUUGGUGCGAGACGCCUUCAGAUCAUAGAAGGAUUGAAGAAUUUGGAUAACCUAAUCCGUCAAGUUUUGCAACUUGAUGACAAAGUAAAAGAGCUUGCCAAGUCUCUGUUUCAGCACAAGUCUCUACUCAUCAUGGGUAGAGGAUACAAUUUUGCCACCUGUAUGGAGGGAGCAUUGAAAGUCAAAGAAUUGACAUAUAUGCACAGCGAGGGUAUCAUGGCUGGUGAAUUGAAACACGGCCCCUUGGCACUCGUUGACGAUUCCAUGCCCGUGAUAAUGAUCGUCAUGAGGGACCCAGUUUACGUGAAAUGCAUGAACGCUCUGCAGCAAGUAACGGCACGCGACGGUAAACCUAUUGUCAUAUGCGAGGAAGGAGACGAGGAGACAAAAAUGUUUGCAGACAGAGUUCUCGAAGUGCCUAGAACUGUCGAUUGUCUUCAAGGAAUUCUCACGGUCAUUCCAAUGCAACUGUUAUCUUUCCAUAUCGCCGUACUCCGCGGCUGCAACGUAGAUUGUCCUAGAAACCUGGCGAAGUCGGUUACGGUCGAGUAAAGGUUUGCUGGAAGUAUCGGGAGUUUGUUUCAGAACACGGUAGUUGUUCGGAAAUGAUUAAAGAUCGUCUCUGUCAAAAUGUUCAUUUAACGGAUGAUAAGAACAAGGUCCCAGAGAAAUUUUUAGAGGAAUGUGAUUCGUUUAACAUAAUUCUGUGUGCUUAGUAAUUCUAGAUUUGUAUUCGUUUGGAAUACGAAUCAUUGGCGUAGCUAAUGUUAUUGUAAACUUAACUUGUUUAAAUAUUUGGGCCAAAACAUAAAACACAGUAAUGUUUUUAUUACUCAAAAUUUAUGACAACUAUGUUAGAAUUAAGAAACAUUGGAUACUCAAUAUUUUUAAUGAAGAUGACCCUUAGAAAUUCUAGUUACGCCAGUGAGUAUAGAAACAGAUAAUUCUUAUAUCCGUACGUGUGUAUUAGGGAUGUAGAACAACUUGGACCAUCGUACUCGGCCUUCUUAAUUUGAUCGAAUGACGCAGGACGAUCCCGUUAAAAAUCAACGAAAACGUUCCUUUAUCAUGGGAAUACACGAACGUGUUUCCUAGAUGAUGAUUCCAAUGCAUUUAACACGGUUGUUUGUAUCCAUAUCAACGCGAUAAGAGCAAAGAACACGUGACGCUUUUCAGAUCAUAGACUAAUCGUGAUUCUAUUCCUUGAUCGAGUUGAAAAUAAGACUGUGGUUGCAAAAUUGCGUUGUAUCAUUCUGAAAAGUGUACGUAUGCGUGUGGAUGUGAGAGUAUAGAGGAUGAUUCCUCUAACCCGAUGUUUAAUUAUUUUAUUAUCUGUGAAUACAGAAAAAGAUGUUUGCGAGACAAAUUAGAUUAUGCUGGUAUGUUUGCAGGUAACAAAAUAAUUAAGAGUAACAGGGUUGAGCGAAACAUCCUGUAUACGUGUGUGUCAUAAAUUUCAAUUGAGAUGAACGCGUAGCCACAAUGGACACCGAGAAUUAGGUAAUGGGCAGAAACAAUAAUUCACAGAUGUGGUAAUAGCCGUGAUGUUCGUUCUGGUGUGUAAUGGCUCGUGCGUCGUGCAUUCAAAAAUUCGUAUUUUGUACAGUAUUUUAGAGGAACAAAGUGAAAUUUGAUACUUUCCCUUUCAUUUUUCUACGGAACGGUAUAUUUACACGUUAAGCGAAUUUUGUUAUCGACGGUGUACAUUCUGUAGGGCUGAAUUAAAAUAAUCCUAAAAUCUCCAAAAUCCCGUUUCGAAAAAUAUUUCACUUUACGAUUUGAAUUAAAUAGGGCGCCAAAUUCAUAACGAUUUUAAUUCGGUCCUGUUUCUACAGUAACAAAUUGUACAAGCUGCAUUCAAUUUCUAGAUUCGUACAAUAUUGCGUUCACCUUUCCCUGUUCGUGACGCAGAAAUAAACGGAAACUUUUCUACAGAUUAAUCAAGGUGUUGGAACCCGUAAAGUCAACUAUACUAUUUUCAACGAAAUAUCCGGUAGCGAUACAAAUAAACUGUUAGAAUGUAUAAUUAUUCAAAGUGAAUACGCAUAUUAUUCGCCAUUAAGUUAUUAACCAUGCGUUCUCCCCAGGGCAGGACGCAUGUAUUUAUAUUAUAAUUGAAUUUAAGAAAAGAAUUUUCUUUUAAAACCAACUGUAAUUGGAAUGUAAAUGUACGGAAAAUAAAUUGUUAAACAAAA
Molecule: messenger RNA, 3838 nt
Organism: Megachile rotundata (alfalfa leafcutting bee)
Lineage: Eukaryota; Metazoa; Arthropoda; Insecta; Hymenoptera; Megachilidae
Gene: Gfat2
Product: glucosamine-fructose-6-phosphate aminotransferase 2
Biological process (GO): fructose 6-phosphate metabolic process; carbohydrate derivative biosynthetic process; protein N-linked glycosylation
Molecular function (GO): L-glutamine:D-fructose-6-phosphate transaminase (isomerizing) activity; carbohydrate derivative binding
Source: RefSeq, a predicted model, not a curated record